This is a messenger RNA of Cottoperca gobio, 5999 nucleotides long. It is a transcript of the gene urb2, whose product is annotated as URB2 ribosome biogenesis homolog. Gene Ontology annotation, biological process: ribosome biogenesis. Gene Ontology annotation, cellular component: nucleolus. NCBI's taxonomy places the organism in Eukaryota, Metazoa, Chordata, Actinopteri, Perciformes, Bovichtidae. The record is from RefSeq and is a predicted model, not a curated record.
UCUCGAUUGCUCACGCCUGGCCGGCAGGGUGAAAGUUGAAAGUUCGUCCACAACAUCUGAAAACAGGAGACACGUGCGGGUUAAAAAGUCGCCUGUGCAGCAGUAGCACCGGCUGCAGCGAUGGCUGCCAUCUACUCAGGUAUCCAUCUGAAACUGAAGAGUCCUCUGACUCCGUGGGAAGAUAAGUUAAAGCUGGCACGUUUUGCCUGGAUCUCCACUCAGUGCCUGCUGCCCAACAAGGAACAGGUGCUGUUGGACUGGUGCACCCACGCUCUGACGGGCCGCUACAAUCAGAAGGUGGACUUUUCUCAGAAUGUUCUGGAAGGACUGUGGUGUUACCUUGACGAUCUGCUUCACAGCCGGAAGCUGCACUCUUUUCUCAAGCAGGGCAAGACCGUCAGCCUGAGGCUCAACAUGGCACAGCUGCUGCUUGACCGUCUCCAGGAGAGUUCACCUGUUGGCUCUAAGUCUCCAGUGUGUGUGUCCACCAUACUGAGUGUGUGUCAGGGCCUUCUCUCUUCCCCUGCGCUCUCAUCUGUCUUCACCACAAAGUAUGAACUCAUUGUUGAUCUCGUGGCUAAGCUCUGCUCUCUGGCCUGCCGUGAGCUACAACAGCCGUUGCUCACAGAACCCACAAUGACGGAGUCUGUCACAUGUGGAGAUGAGGUGAUGACGAUCAGCGAUUUGGACAGUUCCCAAAUUGGCCCGAUCACUGAAAAUCCUCCCGGUCAGCCGGAGUUAGAUGCUAAUAAAUCCCCUCCCAAGCCAAAGGAAAACCUCCGUUCAGCUAAUUUGUUUGAGGUGUUGCUUCAGGUGCUGUCAUGUUAUUUGUCAGUUCAGCGACAACAAGCCAAUCCUAACAGAGUCUCCACUAUGGUGACCAACCAGCUUAUCCAACCUUUAGCGCUACUCAGACACCUGCUGACCUCUGGGGAAUUUGCAACUUCUCACACACACCUGGGUCUCCGUCAGCAGCUGUCCAGAGACAUCCGCAUCAAGAUCGACUCCAUCCUUCAGUUAGCUCUCUUCCCCUCUGAGCACCUGACCGCCUACAAGGAGGAGCUCCUUCCAUCCAAAGAGGAGUCUGGGAAACGCGGUCCUGGAGGGGCAAAAGGCCCGUUGAAGCCAGUCAGUGCAAUCCUCUCCAAACUGACUGCUCAGGGCUACUGUGAGCCUUCCCUCCACUACACUGUGAAGUCCAACACAUUGUCUCUGCUGUUUAAGUUCUUUCUGGAUAGCUACGGAAAAGGGAGAGGAGAAAAUGAGGAAACGCAGAAGAUGCUGUGUUUCUAUUUCCUCACCAGAUUGGUCCCGUCCUUGGACGUAUGUCUCGAUGAAAACUCAGUUUCUCCAGGCAAAGCAGGCCCGUCAGUCUCCGUGUCCUCUGGGCAGACGUCUCCCCCAGCCUCCCUCUGUUCCCCAGAGAGCUGGAGCCUGGCUCUGCUCGCUGUGGAGUCCCUGCUAAGCCAGGCUCUGUCCGCUGAUAUUUACAAUGUAGCAGCCGACAGGAUCAGACACGGAGAGGUCCAACUCAAAUUUUACAGCGCUGUGGGACAAAUGCUCUUCAACCAGGCCCAGCCAAGCAUCCCGGCAUGGUACCGCUGUUUAAAGAUGCUGUUGAGUCUCAACCACCUGAUUCUUGAACCAGACCUGGACCAGCUGUUAUCUUCCGCCUGGGUUAACGCUGAAUGCAUGGAAGCACGAGUGCAGCGAGCCAGACAGCUUGUGGUGUGCAGUCUCCUCCAGACUUACACUAAGCUCCGUCAGCUGUCCCGCCUCUUCUCUGAGCUCCUGCCUGUGAUCUGUCAGCCAGCACUGGACCACCUGCGGCCUCCUCUGCUGUCUGAUGGCGCCUCCGCCACACUCAGGACUUGUCUUCUGGACACUCCCCCUUCCCAGGGCCUAGAGAUCUGCUCAUUAGUGUUGGAGAGCAUCAGAAGAUAUGUUCUACCUGACCUGGUGAAGGAAGAAGGAGGGGCAGAGAAGAUGGAGAUCGAUGGGGGAGGAGAUGACAAAGGGGAGAAUAAAGAAGUAACGAGAGAAGAUGCAUCUCUGAAGCUAUUCUCCCUCAGCCAACUGCUUCAUGUUGUGUUGUUUAGUCUGAAGACUCUAGACAAUGUCUCUCCUCUUCCCAUAGUCAGGCAGAGUCAGGGUUUGAUGGAGGAGAUGCAACAGGUCAUCAAGGAGUUGCUGAAUCUGUUGUCAACAGAAGGAAAGGCUGUAAAAACAAACAAAAGUUUAGUUCAAAGUACCCCACGAAAAGGCAAAAAGAAUUUGCAGUCAGUGAAAGUCUCGGAGUCUAAAAUGGGAGAACGGUGGGAACAGAAGACCCAGGAGGCCGCUCUCCUCCUCAGAUACACCUUGGUGGAAGUCGACACGCUCUUUAAUAUCCACUGCAGCAAAUACACAUCUCUUAGCUCGCCCCUGACAGCAGAUGCAAGUGGGACUGAAGAGCGCGGUCCAGUCUUCACCCAUAUAGAAAGUCUGCUAUGUGGUGAGAUUGUGCCAGCACGUCUCCAGCCAUCCUGCAGCCCCAUGAGCCGUCUGCUGCUCAAACUGCUCACGUUGCAACAGACGAAGAAGGUUUUGUUAGAUUCCCCCUUGCUUUCUGAACCCAGCACUGCAGCACUACUCAACAGAGCAGCCCAGUUUAUUUUAGCCAAAUCAGAGUUGGGGGUGAGUCUGGAUGGAGAGCAGGUAUGGGACGGGCAGAUAACAAGUGUGAACUCCAGCUCCUACCUUGCAGCACACUGGUAUCUUGUCACAUCCAAUUUGCCUUUGAUUGCUCCCUACCUGAGCGGAGAAGAUGUCGGCUGCGUAGCAGAUGAGCUUGUCAGUUCACUCCUCAGCAGACAGACCGACGGAGGAAAGAACCGUCCGUCCGGCUGUCUGACUGUCUCUCUCGUAUCUUCACAACUUCUCCAAAGCUGCGUUUUUGCCGAGUUGCCUUCGCUGUUCUCUGCCACAGUUUGUUCCCUCACACAAAGGAUUUUAGCCGUUCUCAAGGCAGCUCAUGUACCCAUGAGUUGUCCUACGCUCCUGAAGUUUCAGGAGAAAGGAGUUGGAGCUAACACUUUGGAGAGAGAGCCGCUGUCCACACUUGUGAUAAAAGAGACUAUAGUUGAGGAUAUAUUGGCAUCCUCAAAGGCUGGAGAGGUGUCUGUGUUGCUGACUGACGGACAGAAGAAGGAGCUGGUUGAUAUACUCCAAAUCUUAUCCGACCUAAACCCAGAUGGGAUGAACUCAGAGGAUCUCUCCUCUAUUUUCCUCCUCCUCUUCUUUAUGCUCACCUCCACCUCCAGUCAGUCAGCUCAGAGGGCUGUGGAGCCUUCUGAAUCUGGAGAUGAUGCUCUCUUCCUUGUGAAGCUGCUCAGGACUCUGACUUGUCUCCUGGAGAGUAGAAACUUCCAAAGUGUUUUGAAGCUCAUCCACGGCGGGACUCUGCUGCAGGCGUCUGUGUCCUCUCUCCUCUGGCGCAGCAACAAUGGAGGGUUUCAAGCCACAAGCAGCUCUGAUUGGUUGGAUUUAAUCAAAGCAGUGCAGGGCUUCAUCAGAUCCUUGGUCCAGUUGAUAAUAAUCAGAAACAGCAGCGUUCGACUCAACCUAGACCAGUUUGUCUCCUAUCUUACCAGUAAGGAGAUGGCAAGCACGCAAAUUUUGGCGCCCAGUUCAGCCGCUGUGUCAGGUAAACCCGAUCCAGCAGCGUCUAUUUUGUCUGUUCAUCUCCUGAUGGCAUCGCUGACCUCUUUCUCCCAGGCAAUGACCUCUAACCUGGGGAGGAGUAAACAAAUGGAUCAAACUUUGUCUCAGAUGCUCACAAGAACGACUGCUUCACUGGGACCGGCUGUUGAGUCCGUCCUAAAGCCCCAAACUGUCAGUGAGUCAGUCAUCCAACCAGCCAGCAUCCUCGGCCAAGCCUUCGUAGUGGAGGUUGUUACCGUCAUGCUGCACUGCGAACUGUCCUCACUGUCAGUGCAGAAUGAGAACAAGCAGAAUCAGCUCACCUUGAGUCACAUGACUCUGUAUCAGGGCUGCUGCCAGCAGAUCCUCAAAGAAAUCAGUUGUGCACAUAGGCCGUUGGACUUCCUGGUUUCCUCUCUACAUUUCCUGUCCACUUUCUACAAAGCAGUGGAGAAGACGAGCGGAGAGAGGAGGAGGAGGAGGAGGAGGAGGGAGGAGGAGGAGGAGGAGGAGAAGAAGGCGGCAGGGAAGUUGGACGAGCUGUACAUGCAGAUACUGCAGAAUGUGCACAGACUGCUGACAGCUUCUUGGAUUUCUGCAAAUGAUGUUUGUGAGCUCGAGCCAGCUGUGCAGGAUCUGCUGCGCCACCUGGUGGAGAAAGGUACAGCAGGUCGGUUCAACCUGCUGCUGCUGAUGAUCAAAGAGGGACUGGACAUUGUCAAGCUGAGGGCAGGAAACUACAGGGAGGUGCUAUCUGCAGUGAUCAUCAUUAAGCUGCUGUCCUGUUGUCAGUUACCUGAGCCCUGUGCUAAAGCUCUGUGGCUCAUUGCACCACAGAUUACAUCUGCCAUGGUGUUCUUAGUAAAAUCGUCCACUCAGGACGUCUCUCUGACCCUUCCCUUCACCGUUCCUACGGUAACGUCAAUGACGUCACUGCUGCGUCAGGGGGAGGGGCUCAUCAACAACCCUCAUCAUGUCAUCCUGAUCCUCGGAGCGCUGCAGUCGAUGCCCCUCGACCACUUGACCCCACCCGUCUACCAAUCAGCGUUCCUGGCUGUGCAUGAGGCGCUGUUUGCCAUCAUCCAGUGUCAUCCUCAGGUGAUGUUGAAAGCAGCUCCGUCGUUCUUAAAUGUCUUCUAUCGUCUGGUGGCGUCCAUCAUGCAGGAGGGCCGGCAGAGAGGAGACAGUGACACAGAGGGCGACGUGUAUCUCCAGUGCUCCAGACUAGUAGAGAGGAUGUACUCUCACAUUGCUGCUACAGCUGAGAGCUUCACCAAAAUGUCGGCCUUCAUGGUGGCUCAGUACGUCACAGAGCUUCAGAAGGUUACUCUGCGACCAGACGUUAAGCUGCAUCUAACAGAGGGCAUCUAUCGGAUACUGGACCUGUGUAUUGAGCAGGAUCUCAAGUUUCUGACAGCCGGACUGCAGAUGGGAGUCAGAGAGGUUUUCAAUGAGCUGUACGGCAGCUACACCCACUACCACAAAGCACAGAGGCAAGGGGAGGACAAGUACACCGUUUGAACUGUCACAAGCACACGCACCGGAGCCUAGAUUUCAACUUAAUUAGAUUAGAAUAAAUGUUCGUGCUAUGGAAAGACUAUGUUGAUAUGUAGUAUCAGCUUUUGAAAUCAGACGUAACAGCUUGUGGAUACCAUACGAUGUAAACACAGCUGUCGCUAAGAAAGUAUAUAAAACAAUGUUCACAUUAGGGUUUCAUUUUGAAUUCUGCACAUUAACACAAUACAAUAAGCAAUAUACAGCCAGAAACACACCUGCAAAAAUAAUGAAUUCAUUGAGUUGGCUGUGAAACAUGCGGGCUCUACUCGCAGUUCUUCCCCUCGCUCUCUCUCUCUGCUAAAAGGUUCAUCACAUUUAUUUUUCACUUGCCCGAUCGAACAACUGCACGAGAGAUUCCCCCCCCCCCCCCCGAACACAGCUUAUUUGCCCCGGCCCUUUACAGAUGGAUCACUCUUGUUACACCCUGACUGGAGGAGCAGUAGCGGUUAACCAGAGGACCUUCACAUUAAUGGAGUCAAUACAGGAAGUGGAAAGUGUUUCCUCGUCAGAAUGACCCCUCACUGCAACCAUGACAAAUUAUGUUUAAACUUGUUUUAUAUUAAUAUGAUUAUAAUUUCCUUAAAUUGAUGAAGAAAAUAUGGAUGUGUGUGAAUUGUUGCUGUCUGUGUUUUUAAUAGAUCAUUUGAAAUGCAAUGCAUUCCCAACCCUGUUUAUUCACGUCAUUUUGUGCAUAUUCAUUUUUCAAUACAUACAAAUGUUUUGUGUGGCUUUUGUGAUUGAAUAAAGUUGAUUCAAACUGA